AUGCGCCUGCCGUCCUUUCUUGCCGUCGCCUGGGGCAUAGCCCUUCCAGUGACCGCACAUGGAGGCGUCUUCAACUACACCAUCGACGGUGUUGACUACCCCGGAGAGUCCACCGCAAGGCUGCCCAUGAAAGGCCAGGUCUCCGUACAACGCCGUUGGUGGGGGGACCCGAUCUACAACAUCUCGCACCCCUAUCUCGCGUGCAACCGCGGCUACCCGCUUCAGGUGCAGCCUCCGAAGGAACACGCGCCCAUCAAGGCCGGCGGGGUGAUCCAAGCAUUCUACGCUCCGCCGCCGUGCCCGCCAAACUGGUCCCGCCCCGACGAGCCCCUUUUCCCGGAGUGGAACGAUCCCAAGCCUAUGGUGUGCCUCACGCCUCGAUCUCCCUGGUAUCACUACUGGGGCCCCCUGAUGGUGUACAUGGCCGAUUGCGGCGGACCGUGCGACAAGUGGGACGGCCGCGGGCAGCGCUGGUUCAAGAUCUGGGAGUCCGGCUACUCCAGCACGAGCUGGCCGGCGGGGUCGAUCUCGAGAGCGUCCAUCACGGACCGCAGGACGUGGGAGCAGAACGAUCUGUGGCAGAAGCCCAUCACCGUCCGGGUUCCGGAGAAGCUGAAGCCGGGCCACUACCUCAUCCGCCACGAGGUGUUCUUCUCGGAAGGGUCCAACGGCUUCCCGCAGCUCUUUCCGCAGUGCGCUCAGCUGGAGGUCAGCGGUCAGGGCACCGCGGUGCCCAGUCAGGAAUACCUGGUCUCCUUCCUGGGCGUCUACAAGGAGUCUGACCCGGCUUUCAAGUAUCUGGGGGAUGCCUAUUACGAGCGCAGACGCCAGACCUAUGAGUACACGGUACCCAGGCCCAAGGUCUGGCGUCCUUAGGCGGACUGCACUUCGGACAAAUCCACAGAGAGGGCCGAGUUAGAUUUCGCCAUCAGAAGGGUUCGAAAGGAUAAGCUCCCCGGAAACGUUUCCGAGAGUCGAACCCCCAAUGGUAUAUACAAGAUGCAGUUGAGCAAUACCGUCUUGGGCGCCAGUCAUUGCGAAGCAUCUGUAACACUUAGCCG
Chaetomium strumarium is the source of this 1061-nucleotide messenger RNA. Its product is annotated as glycoside hydrolase. NCBI's taxonomy places the organism in Eukaryota, Fungi, Ascomycota, Sordariomycetes, Sordariales, Chaetomiaceae. The transcript has 5 exons. Bases 1 to 876 code for a protein of 291 amino acids. The record is from RefSeq and is a predicted model, not a curated record.